ACCAUGAAUCCUUCCUCUACAAAGGUCUCCUGGGCCACCGUGACGUUGCUGCUCCUGCUCCUGUUGCUGCCGCCAGCGCUGCUGUCACCCGGGGCGGCCGCGCAGCCCCUGCCCGACUGCUGCCGUCAGAAGACGUGCUCCUGCCGUCUCUACGAGCUGCUGCACGGCGCGGGCAAUCACGCGGCCGGCAUCCUCACGCUGGGCAAGCGGCGGCCCGGGCCCCCGGGCCUCCAGGGCCGGCUGCAGCGCCUCCUGCAGGCCAGCGGCAACCACGCUGCCGGCAUCCUGACCAUGGGCCGCCGCGCAGGCGCAGAGCCAGCGCUGCGUCCCUGCUCCGGCCGCCGGUGUCCCUCUGAGGCCGCCUCAUCCGUGGCACCUGGGGGACGGUCCGGGGUCUGA
Capra hircus (goat) is the source of this 399-nucleotide messenger RNA. It is a transcript of the gene HCRT, whose product is annotated as hypocretin neuropeptide precursor. Gene Ontology annotation, biological process: neuropeptide signaling pathway; feeding behavior. The coding region runs from base 4 to 399 and encodes 131 amino acids. Lineage: Eukaryota; Metazoa; Chordata; Mammalia; Artiodactyla; Bovidae. The record is from RefSeq and is a predicted model, not a curated record. The transcript is spliced from 2 exons.